AUGGAUUCUUUGUCGGAAGAUCCGAAUAAUUUGAAACGAUCUAUUUUCUCAGAUGAAUGUCUUCGCGAUUGCCAGUCGGCGAAGAUGUCCCGUACGGGAAGUGAACCAGUGUUUGGGCUGAAGCCACGGAAUUGUCCUACAGAUGAUGUGGAUCGCUGGACGAAGUUACUUGCAUCGCAGCUCGACACUUUUCGAGAGUCGUUGGAAUGUGUUAAAACUGAUGAACGAGAUGUUAACAGCAUUAGGCAUAGCUCAUCGUUGGAAGAAUCUCCGUCGUUGAAUCAACUUCUAACCGACUUUCAUUUGGAAUCUGCCGAAAGCGGAAGUUGUACAUCUUCAGCCUCAGCGUCAUCGGCAAUGUCAAUAUGUUCAGAGAGUGGCUCUAGUGUAAUUUCGUUACCAGAUCGAAGUCCUACAAGGCAGCAGCCAACAAGACGGGCACCUGAUAUUCUAGGAUCGUUGAACAUCAAGGAGCUGCUCGAUGAGGGCGCAAUGAAACGAUCGUCUUCAUCCAAAGGAUACAAUGUGAAGUUGGUGAAAGAGAUUCACAUUGAAGAUGGCACGUUGGGAUACGGUUACGACCGAUUAUUCGCCGAUGCACUCGACGCUAAAUUGCGAUCGGUUUUUGUGAACGAUCCAUACAUUAAACUGAGAUCUCAGGCAGCGAACUUUGUUGUAUUUUGUGAAGUGCUGGUGGCGAACGCACUAAAUCUGAAACGAAUCGUGUUACGAACUCAAAAUGAUCCAUCAGUUAAUCAUCGUGUAUUGUUUUCACAUUUGACCAGUUCACUGUUCCAAAAUGGAAUUCAUUUGGAGAUUAAACGAAGUGAAACGAUUCAUGACCGUGAGAUUAGGUUCGAUAACGGUUGGAUUUAUCGUAUUGGGAGAGGUCUUGACUAUUUUCAUAAGCAACCACACUUAACCAUCGGUCUUUCAAAUUAUAACCUAAGACGAUGUCUUGAGACAACUGUCUGCAUAACAAAAGAAAUUUGA
Anisakis simplex (herring worm) is the source of this 993-nucleotide messenger RNA. The record is from the annotation of a GenBank genome assembly. Lineage: Eukaryota; Metazoa; Nematoda; Chromadorea; Rhabditida; Anisakidae.